GACCAUUUCCAGAUCUUGAGAGCAAUUGGCAAGGGCAGUUUUGGGAAGGUCUGCAUUGUACAGAAGAAAGACUCAAAGAAGAUGUACGCCAUGAAAUACAUGAACAAGCAGCAGUGUGUAGAGCGCAAUGAAGUGCGGAAUGUAUUUAAAGAAUUGCAGGUUAUGCAGGUUCUAGAGCACCCAUUUCUUGUCAAUUUAUGGUAUUCAUUUCAGGAUGAGGAGGAUAUGUUCAUGGUGGUGGACCUCCUUCUGGGUGGAGACCUUCGUUAUCAUCUGCAACAGAAUGUUCACUUUAAGGAGGAAACAGUGAAGCAUUAUAUUUGUGAGCUGGCUCUGGCAUUGGAUUAUCUACAGAGCAGAUACAUCAUUCACAGGGACAUUAAACCUGACAACAUCCUUCUUGACGAUCAUGGGCAUGUGCACAUCACUGACUUCAACAUUGCAGCAUUGGUGAAAGAGGAGAAGCAAGCCACCUCUAUUGCAGGCACAAAACCGUACAUGGCUCCCGAAAUAUUUCAUCCCUUUGUAAAUGGACGUGGUGGCUAUCUCUUUGCUGUGGACUGGUGGUCUCUUGGAAUCACGGCCUAUGAGCUCCUCAAAGGACAGAGACCAUAUGAAAUCCGUUCCAGCACUUCAGUUAAUGAAGCCCUUCACAUAUUCAACUCUGUCACCAUUAACUAUCCCUCGAGCUGGUCCAGUGGAUUGGUGUCACUGCUUCGGAAGUUGCUUAGGGUUAGCUCAACCCAGCGCCUCUCCAGCCUGGCUGAUAUGCAAGGCUCUCCUUACCUCGCAGACAUCAACUGGGAUGCUGUCCUGGAGAAGAAGCUCACAGCAGGUUUUAUUCCCAAUAAAGGACAACUAAACUGUGACCCUACAUUUGAACUCGAGGAAAUGAUUCUGGAGUCUAAGCCCCUUCACAAGAAGAAAAAGCGUCUGGCAAAAAAGUUGAAGGAACACAGAAAAGACAACACGUCACUGGUCAGUAAAAACAUUUCCCACCCCACUGGGGUCUAG
Molecule: messenger RNA, 1014 nt
Organism: Carcharodon carcharias (great white shark)
Lineage: Eukaryota; Metazoa; Chordata; Chondrichthyes; Lamniformes; Lamnidae
Product: serine/threonine-protein kinase 32A-like
Exons: 9
Coding region: 82-1014 (310 amino acids)
Biological process (GO): protein phosphorylation; G protein-coupled receptor signaling pathway; regulation of signal transduction
Molecular function (GO): G protein-coupled receptor kinase activity; ATP binding; G protein-coupled receptor binding
Source: RefSeq, a predicted model, not a curated record